Molecule: messenger RNA, 2297 nt
Organism: Melanotaenia boesemani (Boeseman's rainbowfish)
Lineage: Eukaryota; Metazoa; Chordata; Actinopteri; Atheriniformes; Melanotaeniidae
Product: probable ATP-dependent RNA helicase DDX17
Exons: 13
Coding region: 397-2253 (618 amino acids)
Biological process (GO): alternative mRNA splicing, via spliceosome
Cellular component (GO): ribonucleoprotein complex; cytoplasm; nucleus
Molecular function (GO): RNA helicase activity; ATP binding; RNA binding
Source: RefSeq, a predicted model, not a curated record
GCCGUACGUUGAUUGGCUAAGAAUAUGUCAAUCUUACUUGGGGGUGGAGCUGCCUUAUUUUCCCAGCCAAUCACAGGAACUUCCGCUCGCCGGUAAAAGUAGCUAACAACAUCAUAGCCCCGUUGCAUGCUGCGUCUUAAUAUUGUGCCACAUUUUUUGGUAAAUUUAAUUUUUCUAAACCGAGAUAAGGUUUGUAGUAAUGUUCGUUUUUGAGCGACCAUUUAAACUUUUAAGAAAGUGAGAUUUUUCUUUAUAUUUAGUCAGCAUUUGCUGUUGACACUUGGAUAAGGGCGCAUCAGAUAUAACUGCCAAGGCCAAAAACAGUACUGGCAACUAAAGAUAUUAAAUUGUACAGUUAAAUCAUUUAUUUAUACCUGUGGAUCGUGUGACAAGACAAUGAGAGGUUCUUACAAUGACAGAGACCGAGACCGUGGCCGUGACAGAGGUAAUCCUCGAUUUGGAUCCAGCAGAGGUGGACCACCACCGGGUAAAAAGUUUGGGAAUCCUGGAGACCGUUUACGGAAAAAGAGAUGGGACUUGGAUGAGCUUCCCAAAUUUGAGAAAAACUUUUACACUGAGCACCUGGAAGUGCAGCGAAUGAGCCAGUAUGAUAUUGAGGAGUAUCGUAAGAAGAGAGAAAUCACCGUUCGUGGGUCAGGCUGCCCAAAGCCUGUCACCAGCUUUAAUCAGGCACAGUUUCCACAAUAUGUGCUGGAUGUACUAAUCCAGCAGGAUUUCAAGGAGCCCACGGCCAUUCAGGCACAAGGUUUUCCACUGGCACUCAGCGGGAGAGACAUGGUGGGCAUCGCUCAGACAGGCUCUGGAAAGACCUUGGCGUACCUCCUGCCCGCCAUUGUGCACAUCAAUCAUCAGCCCUACUUGGAGCGAGGAGAUGGGCCUAUUUGCUUGGUGUUGGCUCCCACAAGGGAGCUGGCUCAGCAGGUCCAGCAGGUGGCAUAUGACUAUGGAAAGUCAUCCCGCAUCAAAAGCACCUGUGUGUACGGGGGCGCUCCUAAAGGACCUCAGAUCCGGGACUUGGAGAGAGGUGUUGAGAUCUGCAUUGCCACUCCGGGUCGUUUGAUCGACUUCCUCGAGGCAGGAAAGACCAACCUGCGGCGGUGCACAUAUCUUGUUCUGGAUGAAGCUGACCGCAUGUUGGACAUGGGUUUUGAACCACAGAUUCGCAAAAUAGUGGACCAGAUCAGACCGGACAGGCAGACCCUUAUGUGGAGUGCUACGUGGCCUAAAGAGGUCCGUCAGCUGGCAGAGGAUUUCCUGAAGGAAUACGUCCAAAUCAAUAUUGGAGCUCUGGAGCUCAGCGCCAACCACAACAUCCUUCAGAUUGUUGACGUUUGUAUGGAGAAUGAAAAGGACCAAAAGUUGAUCCAGCUGAUGGAAGAGAUCAUGGCUGAGAAAGAGAACAAAACCAUUAUCUUUGUUGAGACCAAGAAGCGCUGUGAUGACCUCACACGCAAGAUGAGACGUGAUGGGUGGCCAGCGAUGUGUAUUCAUGGUGAUAAGAGCCAGCCAGAGAGAGACUGGGUUUUGUCAGAGUUCCGUAGUGGCAAAGCUCCCAUCCUCAUUGCUACUGACGUGGCCUCGCGUGGUUUAGAUGUGGAGGAUGUCAAGUUUGUUAUCAAUUAUGACUAUCCCAACUCAUCUGAGGACUACAUCCAUCGUAUCGGCCGCACGGCCCGUAGCACCAACAAAGGAACUGCUUACACUUUCUUCACUCCGGGGAAUCUCCGGCAGGCCCGAGAGCUGAUCCGGGUGCUAGAAGAAGCCCGGCAAGCCAUCAAUCCCAAACUGCUGCAGCUGGUUGACACUGGACGUGGAGGAGGUGGCCGCUCCCGUUUCCGUGGCUCCAGCUCUAACAAUCCCAACCUGAUGUACCAGGACGAGUGUGAUCGACGAAUGCGUUCUGUGGGUGGAAGCGGCAACUCCAAGGACGGCCGCAGUGGUGGUGGCGGCAGCAGCAACUACGGCCGAGAUAGCCGUGGAGGAAACGGCUCCUCUUCCUCCUCCUCAUACAGAGAUCGAAGCAGCAGGGAUGGAGGAUGCAGCUACAGUAUCCAGUAUCUGAAUAAUGGCAACAGCUCUAGGGGAGGUGUGACGGUGCAGAUCCCACCUCCUUCAUCAGGGCCCCAGCCUCUAAUGGCCCAGCAAUUCACCUCUCCACAGCCCAUGAUGGGUCUGAUGGGGCACUCACCGUUCCAGUUUGCAGCUCCGCUGUCUCUAUCAGGAAGAAAAUAAUGAAAAAAAACACUACACCCAGUUACACACACAGGACAGUGUCU